UUGUCAAUGCGAUGAGAGAAGAGCAGUGUGAGCGAUAAGUUAAGCGCUGCAGCUUCAGAUGGAGCACACGAGGUUAACAAUGACACCAGACCUAGCUGCUGGAUAGCUUGCAGUCAGAACAUGUCACAGUGCGGAAUAGAGCAAAGGUCAACGUUUUCUCUUACAUGCCAACAACGGUGUGUAGGAUUUUAACUACCUUGUCAUCACCCUGUUAAAAUGUUAAUUUAAACCAUUUCAGUAUUCUCUGGCAUGGAAAGGCAGUUUGAUUGAAACCCAAACAGUUGGGCUUUUACUUUUGUUCCCUCGUUUCAAGUAGUAAGUUGGCAGCUUUUCACGUCCAAACAAGUUCUCACAUGGUGAUUUGACACAGCAGAAAAAAAAACUUAAACUCUGCAUCACAGAGUGGUCCAGCUGACACAAUGGUAGCAGAUGACACAGCAGAAAGUGGGGACAGAUCAGACGGGGAGAAGAAGAUGGACCUGAAGGAGCCUGCAUCUGAAGACAUGGGAGGACACGAAGAUGGAGACGUAGAGAUGGUUGUCUUCGCUUCGGAGGGCCUGUCUCCCUCCGAAGGUCCCAUAGAGGCAGCCGAGGAGCCCAGAAAGUGGAAAUGGGCCGUGUUUUUCUUGUGCCUCUUUGGAUUUAUGGCAUCGAUAAAGCCCGGGGAGCCCUUCAUUACACCGUAUCUACUCAGCCCUGAGAAGAACUUCACCAGAGAGCAGGUGACCAAUGAGAUCACUCCUGUGCUGACGUACUCCUACAUGAUGGUGCUGGUGCCAGCCUUCCUGCUGACAGAUCUUCUGCGCUACAAGCCCGUCCUGAUCAUCCAGGGUGUCAGCCAGGUGGUCAUCUGGCUCCUUCUGCUUCUGGGCUCCACCCUAACUGAAAUGCAGUUGAUGGAGGUCUUCUACGGUGUUACCAUGGCCUGCCGCGUGGCCUACUCUUCCUACAUCUUCUCCCUGGUCAGCCCAGCCCUCUACCAGCGCGUGGCCGGAUAUUCCCGCUCCGCAGUCCUCUUGGGGGUGUUCACCAGCUCAGUGCUGGGUCAGCUGUGCAUAUCCCUGGGAAAUGUCAGCUUCUACACCCUCAACGCCAUAUCUUUGGGUUUUGUCAGCUUUGGUCUGAGUCUCACGCUGUUCCUGCCUUGGCCUAAACGCUCCCUGUUUUUCCACCGGACAUGGAAUCAGGAGCAAAAGGAAGUGGCAGCAGUAGCCACCAAAUCAGAACUGGACAAAAUAAACCAGCAAGAGAGUGUCUCGUCCUCGGCGCCCCCCCUGUGCUCUGCAUCACGCUGGAGGCAUUCUGUCUUUGUUCAGAUGCUGCUGGAGUUGAGAAACGUGGUUAGGAGGCCCAGCCUGAGGCUCUGGUCCCUGUGGUGGGUGUUCAACUCCACAGGGUACUAUCUGGUGCUGUUCUACGUUCACAUCCUGUGGAGCAAAGUCUCCCUGGCCGCUGAGAACAAGAACAUUUACAACGGGGGAGUGGAGGCAGCUUCUACACUGCUGAGUGCGUUGACUUCCUUCACUGCUGGCUAUGUGAAAAUCCGGUGGAACGUCUGGUCUGAGCUGGUCAUCGGCGUCAUCACUGCACUGCAGGCAGGUCUGCUGCUCCUCAUGGGCACCACAGACAACAUUUGGGUCUGCUACACGGCCUACGUCCUCUUCAGAGGCUUCUACCAGUUUCUGGUGCCAAUUGCCACUUUCCAGAUAGCCUCGUCACUCACCAAGGAGCUCUGUGCCUUAGUGUUUGGCAUCAACACCUUUUUGGGGACCAUACUGAAGAGCAUCAUCAACCUGAUCAUUUCUGACAAGAGAGGCCUGGCGUUGGACGUGCAAGCUCAGUUCCUGGUGUACUUUGUUUACUUUGUCAUUCUCACCGUCGUCUACUUUGUCUGUGCCGCUGUGGUCAUCAUCCGUCACUAUAGAAAACAGCCCAGGGAAGGAGGCGGGGCCAAGGAGCAGGCGGCGCCCACGCAGCUCAGCCCCGUGGCCGCAGAUUCGGAGGCGGAACCUUUAUCGAACGGCAAAAGUGCCAAAGCAGAGUGACAAGAAACGUGUCCCGCCUUAAACAGUCUUCUAUCAGUAUCUCGUCUAGAUCACAGUUUCUGCUGCUAAGCUCUUCAGACUCAACGGGAUCAAUCCCUUUAAUGCUCUAAUUGGUGAUGGAGUGGUUUUAGUGUUAGCCGCUGAGCCUUAAUUAUAGAAGUGCCUCCUCUGACACCUGGAGCUCCUGCACAACACCAGGCAGAAAGGCGUCUUGUGUCCGACGUCUUGGGACAGUUUGGUUUUAGUUUUUGAUGAUCAGAUGCUGUAACUGAGAAGAGUAAAUUCUACUUUUUAUUAUUUUUUUAUUUAACACAAAGCA
Molecule: messenger RNA, 2364 nt
Organism: Sander lucioperca (pikeperch)
Lineage: Eukaryota; Metazoa; Chordata; Actinopteri; Perciformes; Percidae
Gene: slc19a1
Product: solute carrier family 19 member 1
Exons: 6
Coding region: 420-2045 (541 amino acids)
Biological process (GO): folate transmembrane transport
Cellular component (GO): apical plasma membrane; basolateral plasma membrane; plasma membrane
Molecular function (GO): folate:monoatomic anion antiporter activity; folic acid binding
Source: RefSeq, a predicted model, not a curated record